CUUCAGCAGACAACUUGUACUCGCUGUUUUAUUGGUUUAUAAACAGUUUGUUCGGUAUGAAUUGAUCUGAUACUUUACUGUGUGCUUGGCUAUUUAUAAGGUUAGGCAUCAUUUCAUCAGGCAUUUCGCUUCGGUAUAGUAACACCAUGCUGCUUUUCUCAAGGCCAAUAUGACGAUAUAUACAUGAAGGAGAAGUUAUUAGUAUGUGUACCAUAUCUAUCGUGUAUAUUGUAAAGUAGCUUUGUUUCACUUUGCGAGACGAAAUUAUUUUAUUGAUCGGAUAAUUAUUUCUUCUAUUUCAUCUAAAGUUGUUACAGUUGUAAUCCAGGUCAAUUCUUUCAAGUGCUGUGGAAAUAUAAACUUCGAUAACCAGCAAAAAAUACCAGAUUAAACGUUACGAUUGAAUGAUUGUUCACGUGUCGAGGGAUUUCUUCAACCGUCCGACCGAUCGAAGUGGAAUACACUUGCUGUGAGUCAGCUCGGCGUUCCUUAACAACACUAUACCUUUCUUCAAAUGUUCUCGGUCAGGUCUUGAAACGUGUGUACGUGUGCGCUGGAAUUAGCGAAAAGGAACGAAAGAGUAUUUAUCCCCUGAAGUUGAUCGUCCAUUUCAACCAGAAACUCGGUUUGGUCGCCUGUAAAUCGCCACUUUAUUAAUCAAUAGCGGCCCAGAUUGGACAGUGAAGUUGUAAUGGCGGCUACUAUAGCAGACGAUAACAUAUCGGAGUUUGAGAAUAUGUAUAGUUAACACAGUUCAUCUGUAAAGUCAGUUCAAUGGAACGAAAUAAGUUAUAUAGUAAGAACGUGUCUAUGUUAUCGUGAUCAAUAAGUCACUUGUACUUUGUUUUUACUCAGCACAACGUACAAUAUGAAGGAUAUACCCGUGUGUAAAGAAUGGAAGAAGUUUAAAAAGCCCUUCUUCUCAAACAUGAAUUUUCCUAACACGGAUUAAUAUAGUUAAAGUCAAGCUGUACUGUGACGGUAAAAAGGAAUGUGACUGAGGUAGAAUGGCCGUGGUUUCAUUGUUAAAUCAGGCGCCGUACCGUAGGGCACACAGUAGUAGGGAGAGGUUAAAUGUAGCAGACAGAGAGGACGAAUCCUGGCUGCAUGGUGAUAACAGACACAAUAAUAAUCAUGCCUUAGAAAAUAAACGAAGUAGUGGCUGUAGGGGUACUCUAACAGGUAGCCAUCAGUGUUCAAUAGAAACCUGUGAUAGAAUAGCCAUAAAUGUCAGCGGCAUGCACUACGAGGCCUGGCAAACUGUUUUUGAGAGACACCCCUCCACUCUCCUGGGUGACCCCAAUAAAAGACAACGAUAUUAUGAUCGGCGAAAACGAGAGUACUUCUUUGAUCGACACAGACCAACAUUUGAAGCAAUUUUUAAUUACUAUCAAUAUGGCGGUGGGUUACGGCGACCAGAAACUGUACCGGACGACAUUUUUCAAAGUGAACUUGAUUUUUUUGAGAUAGAGAGUGAAGAGAUUGACGCUUACCGUGCAGAUGAAGGGUACGUUGAGGAGACCAUCCUACUUCCUGAGGGUCCCAUUCAGAAAAAAAUCUGGAUGAUCAUGGAGUACCCAGAAACGUCCAAACCGGCGUAUGUUGUGGCUAUUAUAUCUGUUUUAGUAACUCUUAUAUCUAUUGUAUUGUUUUGUGUUGAAACCAUACCAUCAGUGCAACACGUAGAAUGUGUACCUGGGAACAGCCCCGACUUUGCUGAACCUUUCUUUAUCAUCGAAACCCUGUGCACUUUUUGGUUUACCGUGGAAGUGGUUAUACGGAUUAUAGUUUGCCCCAGCAAAACUAAAUUCUUUAAAGAUUUUAAAAAUUUGGUGGAUAUUACAGCUGUUAUACCUUACUACGUGACGUUGUCAAACGUAUUAAUCACCAUGGACUGUGAUAGUGCUAAUACCAGCACAUCUCUGGCGUUUCUUCGAGUUAUACGACUGGUAAGAGUUUUUAAACUUACCAAACACUCGGCAGGCCUUCAGGUUUUAAUAAUGACGUUUAGGGCCAGUUUACAGGGUCUGUUGUUAUUCUUAGUCGCCAUGAUAGUAUGCAUUCUGCUCUUCUCGAGCGCCAUUUACUAUGCCGAACUCGGGAUCGACGAAUCCCAAAUAAACAGUAUUCCCGAUGGAUUUUGGUGGGCUGUGAUAACCAUGACAACGGUGGGUUAUGGGGACAAAGUUCCUGUUGGGGUGUGGGGUAAACUUAUCGGAUCUUUAUGUGCUUUGGCGGGUGUUCUAACCCUGUCUAUACCCGUGCCCAUUAUUACGGAAAACUUUAACAAAUUUUACGCUCAUAAAACCGGUCGUGGCCGGAUAUGACGUAAUUAGUACCAUACCAUCCAUAGUUGUUAAAGCUUAGAUCCUUCUCAAAAAACGAAGCAGUAAACAAGAUCAAAGUUUUUAUAAUCCUUUAAAGUAUGCAAGUCCAAUAAGAUGCAUGUCGUGAAGGAGUCUUGGACACCCAAAGCCAACAAGUGAUACUAGUGUGUUCCGGAUUGGUUUGUAUAAAGAUAACAAUUGAAGUGUCGUUUAUGAUAUCGACUGUAUACUAGUUGAGUGAGAAAAUGUUUCGUUAUUGAAAUUUGUUUUCAUUCCAAAUAAAUUUGUGAUAGAAUUUUUACAUGCCUAUUUUCCACUGAGAGUCGGUGUGAAGCAUUUUCCACUUUUUAAGCCACUAACACAUACCAUGCAUUACUUUCACCCACCACACACCUGUAUCGUGUAUGUUUUGUUUUGAAAUAUAUAUUAAAUUAAUUAAUAAUAAUUCAAAAAGUAUACAUAUUUAUGAAAAGAACCAAAAAAAUAAUAACAUUAUAGCUCCAUCUUAUAUAGUUGAUUUUCUGAAAUUUUCUCUAUUUAUAGUUUAAACAAUUUCCACUUGUAUGUUUUUGUCUAUUAGGAUUAGAAUCUUUGGUGAAUUUGGAAAGUAACCUUUGACCCCAAUCUUUUUGAUUGUAUUAUAUAAUAUCAUAUCAAAAUUUUUAAUUGAUGUCACCUUAUGGAAUAUUUUCAAAACCGCAUGCAAUUAUGUUGUUCCAGAUAUGAAUAUACAUUCUUUGAUAAUCCUUAAAGGAUUACAAGAUAAUCUUUUCCUUUAAGAUUUAUAAUUGGUUUUGAUCAUUUUUGAGUGACUUUGAUGAUAAUAAUAUGAACAUUGUUUGAUUUCAAACUGAAUGGAUUAAUAUAAAACUAGUGCGGGCAAUAGUUGUGAGACGGAGAAAGAAUCGGAUUUGGAAUAUGUUUUACAUGUGCAUGUAGUUCACAGGAUUUAUUCAAAGUGUUUUUACCCUUUUAUUUUCUAAAGUUAAAAUAGAGUUGGAUAGUUUAUGAUAUUCAUUAAGAGGAUGUUUUAUUCGUGGUUUCCAUUAUGUAUAUCAUGAUGUUGAAUGAUCGAUUGUGCGAUGCUAUUAAGCUUUCAGUUUUCUUGGAUAUAUUAUAUCAUGAUUAGUGUCUUAAAUAAUGGAAUUUACUACUAUGCAAUUUUAAGAAAACGGGUGAGUACGAGGACUUUUUAAACCUUUUUAAAGUUCUUCCAAUAUUAUACACCCGAGUAGUGUCACCACAUUGUUUUUUUCCCUUUUUGUUUUUCUAUUAUAUUGUUGCCCCUUACACCUAUUAGAAAAUAACAUUGUCGUUCACUAAACGGCGUUUCUUACGUUCUUUUAUCUGGUUUUGAAUUUAGUAUAAACCUAUGAUGUAUUUAAUAAUUAUUGUAUUCUAAUUUUGAAAACCAAAUAAGGUAAGUGGUGUGGGUAUCCGAGGUACUUCAACAUAUUCACAAGUCAACGGUUACGAGCGUUGUCAUUCUAUGAUGAAGUAAGGGAUUUACUGAUUAAUUGGCUACCCCUGGGUUCGGCCCCCACAUUAAUUUAAAGAUAGGCUAAGGACAGAAACAGACUUUCUCUCAGAAGUUGAUUUCAACUAGCAAUGUCUCUGCUAAUUCCGCAUAGAUUAAAAUGAACUAUACAUUUCCGAAAACCUUAUUCGUCACACUUAUUUGGGUUAUGUAUAACAGUUAUAGAAUAGAGUUAAUAUAAGCACGAAAUAAGCACGAAGUUGUAUCGACUAUUAUGAUUAGUUUGUCAGAGAAUCUAGUAGACCAAUGAAAUCAAUCGUCCACAAUUGCCUUCGAGUGUUGCAAUCGUUAGAGAUAUGAUAAUGCUCGCUACCAUUGCUUGGUGAAUAUGGUACUUCUUGUAAAUAGCUAUACGACUACCGAACUGCUUAAUGCUUAAUAAACAACUGUAGUGGCUAUAACAACCAGGUCACAUACCUUAUCAUGGUUUUCAAAAAAGAUGAUUUAAAGAAAUGGUAUCCAUGCUCACAUGAGUUCAUCAUACCAUGCAUUGGUCAGGUCCAAAUUACACAUUGUGCUAAAAAUUUCUCCCUUUUUAUUGAUCCAUCCGAGAGCAUUAUUGUUAUAGAAAGGUGACCACUUACAGACUGUCAAUAGAAGAAAACACACCAUUGUCUAUUGUGUUACAAUACAGUGAUUUAUUUGUGAAAGUGUAGUCAAGGGCUAACCUUUUUAAACAUGUGUCAAGGUCAUUGGAAAAUAAUUUUUUUUCUCUGAACAAAAGUGCAAUUCAUGAAAUUCUUAAACAAUUUCUAAUUUUCUAUUGCCAGAUUUUUUUCAAAAAGACUCUACCUUUAUAUUCCUCUUUAUUCCAUUUAAAAACCGAUAGUCAAAAACUAUCCACUUAUAAUUUCGACUGGCAAUUUUAUUAACAGAACGCUUGUUUGAAGCAAUCUGCUUAAGUCUUAGUAGCUUUAAGUGUUGAGGAGAGAGUCUUGUAAGAAUCGAUACAGAGAAAAGAAGAAAGAUUGAAUAGUGGACGACAAUGGUAUUUUGGUUACCAGGGAUUUUUAUUGUUAUAAAUUACUAUUACUACAAUAAUCCAUACUUUCAACAUCUUGUAACUAUUACUGCAAUUAAAGUUAUUACCUAAAAUAGACCCGUUUCUUCAGUGUAAUCGUAUUUAUAUAUAGUAACGACAUACAGAAGAUUGGUAUGAAAAUGAUAAAUCACAUUUGUGUCGCGGUAUUUCUAUAGAUGACUUUC
Patella vulgata (common limpet) is the source of this 5070-nucleotide messenger RNA. RefSeq names its product potassium voltage-gated channel subfamily A member 1. The coding region runs from base 1008 to 2327 and encodes 439 amino acids. The transcript has a single exon. Gene Ontology annotation, cellular component: membrane; voltage-gated potassium channel complex. Gene Ontology annotation, biological process: potassium ion transmembrane transport; protein homooligomerization. Gene Ontology annotation, molecular function: delayed rectifier potassium channel activity; protein binding. The record is from RefSeq and is a predicted model, not a curated record. Lineage: Eukaryota; Metazoa; Mollusca; Gastropoda; Patellidae.